AUGCGCGGGCAGCUCCUUCCUAAGCCGUGCGGAGAGCGACGAUUGCCGCGUCCAACCGAGCGGGCAUGUAACAUCAACAAGACAGUUCUGCUCCCCCUCGGCUACGGCGCGAAGUUCAUCUUCAUUCACACCUUCGCAUUCGCAUCCAAUUUGAAAAUGUCCUCGAAACAUCUUUCUCGUGUGCUUUUGCGGCCCUCCAGACCACUCCGCUGCGGAGCUGGUGCUUUGCGGAGCCCCGCGUGGAGCCGAUACCAUUCCACAAAGCAUCCCAAGGGUUUCGUUCCACCAACGGAGGAGGAACUGCUAGAGUUACGGGAGAGCGUGCAGGAGUUUACUCGCCGAGAGAUACCUGAAGAGGUCGCCGCCCGGACAGAUCAACAGAAUGACUUUCCAGCAGAGAUGUGGAAGAAGCUCGGUGAAGCUGGUUUCCUAGGUGUGACAGCAGACGAGGAAUAUGGCGGCUUGGCCAUGGGUUAUCAGGCACACUGCACCGUGCUGGAGGAAAUAAGCCGAGCUUCAGGAAGCAUUGCUCUUUCCUACGCAGCCCACUCGCAGCUGUGUGUCAACCAACUAUCGUUAAACGCAAAUCCCGAACAGAAGGCAAAAUACCUCCCUGAGCUCAUCUCCGGAGAGAAAAUUGGUGCUCUAGCUAUGUCCGAGCAUUCUGCUGGAUCAGACGUGGUCAGCAUGAAGACAACCGCAAAAGCUGUGGAUGGAGGCUGGCUCCUCAAUGGCACCAAGAUGUGGAUUACCAAUGGCCCGGAUGCAGACUAUAUUGUGGUAUACGCAAAGACCGAGCCAGAAAAAGCCUCCAAGGGUAUCUCUGCGUUCAUCGUGGAGAAGACUUUCAAAGGCUUUUCCUGCGCGCGUAAGCUUGACAAGCUCGGCAUGCGUGGCUCAAAUACCGGUGAACUAGUCUUUGACGAUGUAUUCAUACCAAAGGAGAACCUCCUCGGAGAGCUCAAUCGUGGAGUCAAGGUGCUCAUGGAAGGCCUAGAUUUGGAACGCCUCGUCCUAAGCGCUGGUCCACUAGGAAUUAUGCAGUCCGCUCUUGACAUUGUCUUACCUUACACUCAUACUCGAAAACAAUUCAAUACCCCAAUCGCUCACAACCAGCUAAUACAAGGCAAACUUGCAGACAUGUACACCAAACUCGCCGCCUCUCGCGCAUACACCUACGCUACAGCCAAACAAAUUGACGAAUCCAGCGCGAAGGGCACCGCGAUUAUCCGGACUCAGGAUUGUGCAGGCGCAAUCCUGUAUGCAGCAGAGCGCGCCACAGAGUGUGCGCUAGAUGCUAUUCAGCUUAUGGGCGGCAAUGGCUAUAUCAAUGAAAUCGCAGCAGGUCGGCUGUUGAGGGAUGCUAAGUUGUAUGAGAUUGGUGCUGGUACGAGUGAGAUUCGAAGGAUGGUGAUUGGGAGGGCCUUCAACAAGGAGUAUGCCUAG
Talaromyces atroroseus is the source of this 1446-nucleotide messenger RNA. RefSeq names its product 2-methylacyl-CoA dehydrogenase, mitochondrial. Lineage: Eukaryota; Fungi; Ascomycota; Eurotiomycetes; Eurotiales; Trichocomaceae. Gene Ontology annotation, molecular function: 3-methylbutanoyl-CoA dehydrogenase activity; flavin adenine dinucleotide binding. The transcript has 6 exons. Gene Ontology annotation, biological process: L-leucine catabolic process. The coding region runs from base 1 to 1446 and encodes 481 amino acids. The record is from RefSeq and is a predicted model, not a curated record.